AGACGGACCAAGACUUGGCCAAGGAAGCUUGAUCGCGUCUUCCUGAUGAUGCGAUGCCGCAUUUCGAAGUAGUGGAAGGUAUCCGUAGAGCUUGGGCUUCUUUGCUUCAAGUGCAGUUCAAAGACGGUUAUCUUGGUGCGCAUUGGCAUGGCGCAACGCCACUGCUUGAAGUGCCCCGACUUCUCCCGUUGCGUCCAGUCGCGUUUAUCAUCACUUGGCGGAAGCUGCAAGAGUGAGACCGACAGACGCUGCUGCACAGAGCAGGACAGCAGGUGCCAACUGGGCGCACGCGAACUGUUUCCAAGAAGCAAGAGGCAGAUAUGGAUGUAUGUACAUACAUACCUGGGAAAUAUCUUUCCUCUUUUGGCAAGUCGCUCUGCUGUUCUCGUUAGUUUACCACCUACUAUUGGCUGCAUUGGUCCCCAGCCGUGUAUGAAGUUUGAGACCAGCAUCAAGUCGGAAGGAGCCAGGCUCAACAAUUCCAACCUCGAGCAAUUGAUGAGUCCUUCCUCUUCCAAAGUUCAAUAUCACCACCAGCAAAAUGAGCAGACUCUGCCUGCACUCCACUCCGAGCGCAAAAGAGAUCUAGAACCUGGCUUCGCAUGGCUGCAUCUCGUCUCCGCGAAAUGUCGCCUUUGUCAUAGUUUGGCCGGAGUGGGGGACAGCUUGCGGAUUGCUGCCCGCUUGGAGGUUGGAAAAGAAUAAAAAGGGACGUGCUGCCCACCUUUGUGCAUGACGACAUUUCAGGGGUUCUCUUGCGCGAUCGAGCACGAAUGCCCCAUGGCCAACCAUUCCGCACACGACUGCCCAGGUGCGAGCACUUCCCUCGACACACAUUUGGUAUAAUCGCUUCUUACUGAGAGCUGAACCGUGUUGUCGGUGUGGGAGUGGUGUGUUGAACAGAGCAUUUCAUCAGCAGGGAUUGACUCCGCAUCCGACACUU
Canariomyces notabilis is the source of this 943-nucleotide messenger RNA. RefSeq lists its product as uncharacterized. Lineage: Eukaryota; Fungi; Ascomycota; Sordariomycetes; Sordariales; Chaetomiaceae. The record is from RefSeq and is a predicted model, not a curated record. The transcript has a single exon. The coding region runs from base 148 to 705 and encodes 185 amino acids.